This is a messenger RNA of Lottia gigantea (owl limpet), 720 nucleotides long. RefSeq lists its product as hypothetical. The annotation marks the transcript as partial. The record is from RefSeq and is a predicted model, not a curated record. NCBI's taxonomy places the organism in Eukaryota, Metazoa, Mollusca, Gastropoda, Lottiidae. The transcript has a single exon.
GAUCAGAUACCGUCGUAGUACCGACGGUAAACGCUGCCGACCGGGCCGCGGACGAGGCUCGAGAACAGCGGUUAUGGACCCGUCCGUGGCGGCUUCGGGCAACCUGAGAGUUUACGGGUUCCGGGGGUAGUAUGGUCGCAAGGCUGAAACUUGAAGGAAUUGACGGAAGGGCACCACAAGGAGUGGAGCCUGCGGCUUAAUUUGACUCAACACGGGGCAACUUACCCGGUCCGGACAUCGUCAGGAUUGACAGACGCUCGUGCAGUUCUUUCUCGAUUCGAUGGGUGGUGGUGCAUGGCCGUUCGUGGCUGGUGAAGUGAAAAGUCUGGUUUAUUCCGCUAACGGGCGAGGCCUCGCCCUUAACUAGUCGGCUCGUGGUUCUCGAAUCGUAGUCUCCCUUCGGGGAGCAGGGAGAACAUCGGGCGAGUCGCAGCGAUCGUCGCUACUUCUUAGGGGGAUCCCGAGCAAGCUUAAGCUAGGUGAGAGAGAUCAAUAACAGGUCAGUGAUGCCCUUAGAUGUCCGGGGCCGCACGCGCGCUACACUGAAGACGAAAGCGCGAGUGCCUACGGUCUUGGUUUGGUCAGGCCGGGAACCCGCCCCGAGAGGGGAGGUUGGGGCUGUUCCUUCACGGGGGCAGUCUCGCCUACUGCGGGUUAACCGUGCCAAUCGUCUUCGUGCUGGGGAUCGGGGCUUGCAACUCAGCCCCGGAACGAGGAAUU